This is a messenger RNA of Bemisia tabaci, 1703 nucleotides long. Lineage: Eukaryota; Metazoa; Arthropoda; Insecta; Hemiptera; Aleyrodidae. The record is from RefSeq and is a predicted model, not a curated record.
GUGAACAUCGCGCGGUGUUGUCCGUGCCCGUGUGUGAUCUCGAACCGAAACGUGUCAUCGUGAACAUGUAGUGCAAUAACGUCAUUCUCACCCUUAAUCUAAGGGUUCUCCAUCGAUAUAAACUAUUAAGCAGUGCCAUCUAUAAUCAGUGUCAUCUCAUCGUUUAACUCGUAACAAUUUUGAGGAAUUUUUCGCAGCGAUCCUCUCGAUGUUCAGCGGCGAGAAUUUCGAAGGGCCGUGAUUUUCAAUUUGUUCUAUUGGCUUAGAAUGUGUUCAUAAUGCCACCUCCGGGUGGUAACUCAGUACUAAUGGCUCCGUACAAACGAAAUAAGUGUAAAAAUGUUUCGACCAGAGAUUUGAAUUUCAACUCGUUGCGUUCCGCGGUGCGGUUGUGCGGGUGUAUUAAUUCUGCGAGUGUCAAAAAGUGUGUUUUGCUUGUUUUGUGUGUUCUGCAACUAGUCAGCCACAUCCAAGGGAGUAUCAUGGGUGAAGAAUGCGAUUGGAGCGGAAGUGGUCUACCAGGAGGCGGGAAAAGCGGUGGCGGGCGGGGCGUGACGCCGGUCUACCUGCGAUGCUCCGAAGGGGCGAUCUCGUGGUCCUACCCUCGCGGCGCCCUCCGCGUCCUGCUCCGGCUGGGCUCGACGGGGCGCGACUUCCGCGGGUGCAUCAAGGUGGCGCCCUCCUUCGCCGGCGCCCGGCUCUUCCUCGAGGGGCCCCGCUCCCUGACGCCCCUCUUCACCCCCGACGACGGCGCCGACCCCAGGCUCGUCCGCUGCUUCCACUCCUCCCACGCUCAGGCGGCCAUCUACGUCGAAUCUGAGGUCGGCGAGGGCCCCGUUAAGAUGUUCCCGAAACAAAUGGCUGCCUUCUCCUAUGACCUGGAGCCACUGUCCAAGCGGCAUCCGGGCGGAUCCGUCUAUGAUAUCACUGACGAUUGCAAACCUUGCUCCAACGAGGAAUUAACUCAAGCUUUUUGCUCAAGUGAUUUAGUUGUGAACGGUUGGAUCGGUCUAAUCGAGAACAAGUACGAGCUAGAGGUGUCCGAGAUGAGCGUGAGGGUGGCGAAGUACCUGCGGCGCUCCAUGGUGGACACCGACGAAGGGCACCCCCUGGAAGCGCCCCCUGACGUCACCGAGAGGAACUACCCGGCCCGAAGGGACCACCCCAACUCGAUCGACGGAGGAGAAGAGGACGAGAAAGUGCUGAUCCAAGUGGCGGCCCACUGCCGGAUAAAACCCUCCGACGGUGGCCAGUUCAUCUUCAUGGCCCGCAAAAGGCUGGGAGACUACAAGCUGGUCUGCGCGCCACGGCUGAGCGAGUGGAAGGCGCUCCUCACCUCCGAGGCCGUCAGGAACGGAGCUCACUGUGUUCUCCGCAGCUGAUAUCCUCCUCGCCCGAUCUCGCGGAACUUGUGAUAUUGUUGAGUCUUUCUUUUUGUUCUCUCGUUGAAAUUUAUGUUAUGCUUUUAAAUGGAAUCCCUCUCUCCCGGGGUUGCAAUUUUCCAUGAAGAAUGAAGACUUUAAAUGAACUGCGUUUAGCCGAAAGGAACCAAGCCACAUCAGCUAUUGCCAAAUCUAACCGGGUAAUUUAAUUUUUUAUAAGAGAAGGUUUGUGCGGUUCUUUUGACAUUUCUAAGGAAUUUGCUUCGUGCUGGACAGAAGAUUCGCCAAAAUUUGCACGAAAGUCCGCACAACCGUUUUUUU